UGAUGCAUCAUAGGUUUCGUUUCUGUACAACAUUAAUCUUUUACACCCUCAUAUGAGUCACCUUACUACCUUAACUCUGACUGUGCUGUACCACACAAAAGUGGUUUAAUUCUGGGUAAACCCAGCAGUGGGUGAGUCUUUCAGGAAGUUGGAAACCGACUUUUAAAACGGACAUGGAGCAAGUCUGGGCUGUAGAAGAGUCCUCAGAAAUAAAGACAACCAGCUGCACUAGAGACAGCAAGGAGGUGGGAGAAAAUGCUCCAGCAAGCAGGGAAUAUCCUGCUGUCUGCAGUGAUGACGCUGAAAAUCCAUCGGAAAAAGAAGAUAAAGACAACAAAUUGUCGCUGAUCUCCUGGAACGUGGAUGGACUCGAUCCAGAGGAACAGCCCGCCAGAGCGAGGGGUCUCUGCUCCUACAUAAUCUCACACUCUCCGGACGUGGUGCUUCUGCAGGAGCUCAUCCAACCGUACACGCGCUUCAUGAAGAAGCGUCUGGCGGACAACUACACGUUCAUCGAAGGAGGAAAGGAGGGCUACUUCAUCGGGAUGAUGCUGAAGAAGUCACGGAUCACCCUGCUGGACAGCCAGAUAGUCGAAUAUCCAACGUCUCGCCAGGGGAGGAACCUGCUGGUCGCUCAGGUGCUGUUCAAAGGCCAGAAGCUUUGUCUGAUGACGUCUCACUUUGAGAGCUGUAAGGCCAACGCAGAGAACAGGAAGCUGCAGCUGCGCUUGGUGAUGAAGAGGAUGACGAAGGCCCCUGAUGAUGUCACCGUCCUGUUUGGAGGAGACACCAACCUGAGGGACGCUGAGGUGGCGGACGUCGGCCUCCCCGGCUGCGUGCGUGACGUGUGGGAGCAGCUGGGAGAGCCGGAGCAGUGCCGCUACACGUGGGACACCUUCGCCAACACUAACCUGGAUCAUCGCUACAAGAGUCGCUUCCGCUUUGACCGGCUCUACCUGCGGCGGGCGGCCGGAGACGGCGUCCCGCGUCUGGAGCCCAGCAGCAUGGCCUUGAUCGGGCAGGAGAAGCUCCGGUGUGGCCUCUACACCAGCGACCACUGGGGCGUCUACUGCACCUUCUCAGCUCUGUAGAAAUGCACAAAACUUAAAAAAGAAGUGUCAUUCUGUGUACUUUUGUCUCUUUUUGAGGCGAUAUACUUGCUGAAUUUAAAUCUUAACAAUUUUAAUCUCCAUUUGAUGCCACAAAUGUGGCUGUUUAACCCUGUAUUUUAAUUAUAGGGCAUUAUUUAGGGGGUCACCUUCCAUCUCGUGUUAUGCAUUGUAUUUAUUCCAUUUUCAUCUUAUUUUAUCUUCUUCCUGCUUUUGAAAGGUGUGCUUUACUUCCCUCUAUAGUUUACAUUGAUUGUGGUACUCUAACCCUGUUUUUACUUUAUAUUGACUCCAUGUUUAUGGUCAUUUGAUCUCAUGUGAUGUCCUUAUUUUAAAAUACUUUGUGCUUCAUCUUGUAUGGUAGGUGCUAUACGAACAGGCUGAAGUUAUCAUCACGGUUAUAUUACAGUGGAACAGCUGACCUAUGAACAGUUUGACUAUAAUGUCUUAACCAUUGACACCUGAUUUAAGAGUUAAAUCUGACAUUUCAACACUAAAACUCUUUACUUUCACAUCUGUAUAAAA
Molecule: messenger RNA, 1634 nt
Organism: Etheostoma cragini (Arkansas darter)
Lineage: Eukaryota; Metazoa; Chordata; Actinopteri; Perciformes; Percidae
Product: tyrosyl-DNA phosphodiesterase 2-like
Exons: 6
Coding region: 174-1091 (305 amino acids)
Biological process (GO): double-strand break repair
Cellular component (GO): PML body; cytoplasm
Molecular function (GO): single-stranded DNA binding; 5'-tyrosyl-DNA phosphodiesterase activity
Source: RefSeq, a predicted model, not a curated record